AUGUUUCGCACUCUCUUGGCCCUUGGCCUUCUCGGCACCCGAGCUUUGGUCGGUGCCGCGACCGAGAUCGAGACCCGAACAAUCGACGAGAUCUACCAGGCUGCUCUUGCCGAAGGGGGCGUCGUCACUCUGUUCCAGGGCGGCGAUGAGACCACCCAAGCCAACGGCCUGAAGACAAACUUCGAGAAAAGAUUCCCUGGCAUGACUCUGAACGUGACCGUCGACGUCUCCAAAUACCACGACGGCAAAAUAGACGAUCAGAUCGCAGCCAACAACGUCUACGUCGACAGCACCAUCCUCCAAACGCUCCACGACUUCCCUCGUUGGGCAUCUGAGGAUGCUCUUCUUGACUACGCCCCUCUGGGCUACGACAAGAUUCUCCCCGAGUUCAAGAACAACGAGACCGCUGCGUACUACGGCCUCUUCAUCAUCUCAUGGGGUGGCCAAUGGCACUCUGGAGAACUGCCCAACAUCACAGCCCCGGUGGAGUGGGAGGACUGGGUCAACCCUGACCUCAAGGACAAGCUUGUCCUGACCUACCCCAACGACGACGAUGCGGUCCUCUUUGCCUUUAAUCUAAUUCUGAAGCAGUAUGGCCCCGCCUGGUUUGACAAGCUCCUCGCCCUGAACCCCCGCUGGGUCCGUGGUACUCAGACCCCAAGCACCAUCUUCAGGAAGAACGAUACCCAAUGGGCUGCCACUUUCACCUCUUCCGGUAACCUGAACCCGGUUUCCCCGAUCAAGUCGUCCUUCCCCGUCAAGGGUCAAUUCGUGUCAUGGCCCCAAACUGGCGGUAUCCUCAAGAAUGCACCCCACCCCGAGGGUGCCAAGCUUCUGCACUCCUAUAUCCUCAGCGCCGAGUACCAGAACAUCCGCGGAGGAUGGAGUGUCCGCGGCGACGUCCCUCCCCCACCCAACUACCCUUCCAUCUUGGAGAUGCCCGGUACCGACCCUACCGCCUUCGGCAAGUGGAUGUCUGACCGCGUGGUUGUUGAGAGACUCCGCUUCUGGUUUGAGGACCGGAUUGGCACCACCCAGGGCCUUAGCCCCCUCAUUGAUGAUCUUUGA
Molecule: messenger RNA, 1068 nt
Organism: Colletotrichum graminicola M1.001
Lineage: Eukaryota; Fungi; Ascomycota; Sordariomycetes; Glomerellales; Glomerellaceae
Product: ABC-type Fe3+ transport system
Exons: 2
Coding region: 1-1068 (355 amino acids)
Source: RefSeq, a predicted model, not a curated record